Encephalitozoon romaleae SJ-2008 is the source of this 447-nucleotide messenger RNA. Its product is annotated as transport protein particle complex subunit. The record is from RefSeq and is a predicted model, not a curated record. Gene Ontology annotation, cellular component: TRAPPIII protein complex; TRAPPI protein complex; TRAPPII protein complex. Lineage: Eukaryota; Fungi; Microsporidia; Unikaryonidae. Gene Ontology annotation, biological process: endoplasmic reticulum to Golgi vesicle-mediated transport. The transcript has a single exon. The coding region runs from base 1 to 447 and encodes 148 amino acids.
AUGUCUUAUCUAGUCUGCGGAAUGGUUGAAUAUCUUAUGGAACAGAGGAAAGAAGUGGAAGCAGACCUCAAGGCAAUAGGCUACGAGGUUGGAGUAAAGCUCCUUGAAAUAUGCAACUUUGAGAGAGAAGUCCACAUACCAACACUCCUUUACAGAAUCACCUUUGAUUUUCUUUCCUUGGCCAGUGACAGUGACAAGAGGAUUGAAAAAGCCAAGGAUAUUGAUAAGACUUACCUCCUUACAGACACCGAUGGAAUCUUCUCGAAGUUCAUGUCUGUUCCAAAUGAAUGGGAUGGUUUUUCUGCAGACUCGAUUGUAUGCGGAAUGAUACAAGCAGCCCUGAUGGCUUCUGGAUACAACUCUGAAGUUGUAGCAUAUCCAAAGCCUUCGGAGAGUUUUCCAAAUAGAAUCAUUUUCCAGAUAAAAAUAUUGGAUCCACAACUUUAA